AUGUCCAAGUCCAUUGGUGAGCGACUAGAAACAGGUAUCCGUGGUGAUGGCAUCAGCAACAGCAAGGAGAACUUGGUGAAUGUGGUUAAAGUACAACCGGUGCAGAAGUUGUCUUCACAAGAGGAAGUGAUAGGCAAGCCGGUUAUUUUGCUGUCUCCCAUUCUUGACAAACAGGAGAGUACAGCAUAUAAUCUACUCAAGAAAGUCGGUCUUGACGAAGUAGAGAUGGAUAUUUUCAACAGCGAAAAGUUCAAGCAGUGGUCUGAGGAUGUUGCGUAUCAUUUCCCAUUUGAUAAAGACGAGGGCGCUGGUAUUAUGUUGAAGACAUUGGCGAAACUUGACAUGGUUAAAUUGCUCACCUCCAUUUCGACUGCUAAGGUUGAAAACGGCGAAGUACCAUUUGGUAAUCACUUCAAAGAUGCGCUGAUUGACUACAUCGCCGUAGCCAAGGAUACCGAUGAUUUUGCUGAUAAUCUCGAAAAAGCGCUUCUCGAUCUCGCUACCAAUUUGAUGAGUGGAAAUAACCGGAUAAUUGGUCAAAUUUUGGAAGGUGAAGUUCUUAUUUCUCGCAUCAUCAAGAACAAGAAAAAUCUCGUUGACGUGUUUCAAGAAAACAAUGUGCGGACUUGGUACUCCUCCGUCUUCGUGAAUGGUCAGGAGCGUGCGUCCGUCGUGUUAAACCUCAGGUUAAGUCAGCAAGGAAUCACAGACAAACAAAUUGGUGAAGCGAUUAGCAAAGACCUUGACAAAUUCACUAUGGAUGCGAUGGGUGGUGUGGUACUUCGCAGACUAUCGUUACUGUUGGAUAAUCACAAGAUGGAUAGUGUGACCUCUAUCAACACUUUUCUCGAAACUUGGUUUCAACAGGCCUUGGUAUUAAAUGCUGACGCCGAUCUUGUGUUGCCCAAAUUGCGGGAUGCUUUCAGUGACAACGAAAUUCUAUCGUUUUGUACUUCGCCAGAACUUUAUGGUGAUGACUUAAAAGCGUUUGUGCAAAAAAUGCUGAAUGUUUUUAUCCAUGAAUACGAUAACUUAAGUGACGUUGAUGUGCUGAAUGGUUUCGAUUUGACAAGUUUUACUUUGGAAGAUCCAGAGGUGAGAUUUUGGAUGUUGAUUAUGAAAGAUCGUCACAAAGAAGCAGCGGAUAGCGAGAUGGCCGGUAUAAUAUUUCCUCUUUUCUCGAAUGAUAUCUCGACAUUAAUCGCUGCUGGACAAAGUAACGGUAACUCUGACAUUAAAUCUCUUUCGAAAAGUCUGAAAUUGAUGUUAGAGAAAAGUCAGAUUUCUUCCUAG
Plasmopara halstedii is the source of this 1293-nucleotide messenger RNA. RefSeq lists its product as uncharacterized. NCBI's taxonomy places the organism in Eukaryota, Oomycota, Peronosporomycetes, Peronosporales, Peronosporaceae. The record is from RefSeq and is a predicted model, not a curated record. The coding region runs from base 1 to 1293 and encodes 430 amino acids. The transcript has a single exon.